This is a messenger RNA of Colletotrichum graminicola M1.001, 897 nucleotides long. Its product is annotated as acetyltransferase. The transcript has a single exon. The record is from RefSeq and is a predicted model, not a curated record. Gene Ontology annotation, molecular function: acyltransferase activity, transferring groups other than amino-acyl groups. The coding region runs from base 1 to 897 and encodes 298 amino acids. Lineage: Eukaryota; Fungi; Ascomycota; Sordariomycetes; Glomerellales; Glomerellaceae.
AUGGGAACACCGUUUGUCUCCUUUCUCGAGCCGACCCGGCUAGACGCCUACAUCCGCGGCGCGCCGCAUGACGAGCAGCCGACGGCGAUCCCCAAGGGGUUUUGCGACGCCAUGGAGGUGCGUGAGGCUGUCUUUGUAGAGGAACAAAAGGUGCCCGCCGAGAACGAGUUCGACGCCGACGAUAGUCGUGCGUGCCACUGGGUCGCCUACGCCUCCGUCAACAAGGUCGUCGAGAAGGAGGUCCUCGACGCUGUCGGCAACAUCGUCAAGCCCCGCCGGAGCAGCACGCGCAGCACCCCCAUCGGCACCAUCCGCCUCGUGCCCUUUCCCCACGCCCCGCACCCCAAGAACGGGGGCAUCUACUGGGACGGCGAGCUUAAGGAGGACCCGGACGCGGCGGGGCCGUCGGGGAACACCGCAACAACGACUACGAGUCCGGCCGUUGAGCAGCAGGCUGAGACCGCGGCGGAGCACGUCGGCGAGGAGAGGCGGGUGUCGGUGACCAAGAUCUGCGUACCCGACCGCGCGACGAAGCUACACGACGGGAAGGAGCCCUACGUCAAGCUGGGCCGGCUGGCCGUGAUCCCGGAGUUUAGGGGCCACCGGAUCGCGAGGUUGCUGGUGACAACGGCGCUGGCGUGGCUGCGGGCGCACCCGGGCUACUUCAACCCCAGCAUCAAGGAGAUGGGGCUCGAGCAGAUGGGCGCCGCGAGCGCCGAGGAGAUGCCCAAGUGGAAGGGCCUCGUGUGCGUUCAUGCGCAGGCGGCCGUCGUAGGCGCCUGGGAGAAGUUUGGGUUCCAGGUGGACGAGGAAAUGGGGACCUGGUGGGAGGAGGGGAUCGAGCACAAGGGCAUGUUUAUGCGGCUGGAGUUUGAGGAGGAGACGCCCGUUCUCUGA